CUCCAAGCUAGUGUCGUUAGAACCAGACUGGAAGUAAAACUGGAAAGCUUUCAACAGGGUCACAAAUUUGGUAUAACCAGCAGCUAGAUUGUUUCAACCUAUAAAAAAACCGGGACCCAGAAAGCUAAUUGAGUCACCAGUUCACUGGUUCAAUUAUCUAAUCUAAUCACUUAAUCAGAGUCUGAGAACAUUACUCACCCACCAAUUCAAUCAUACUAAUCUAGAAAGGAGUUCAAUAAAAAUUUAGUGCAAACUUCGAUACUGAUCAAAUUUAGUUCAAGCUCCGGAUGUAUUGAGAGCCAGGAUAUUGUUGAGAGGCUACGCCCCUGGACGUCGGCUAUAAGCUGACAAUUCAGAUCUCCUGCCACAACUACCCACAUCUCGCUACAGGUGCACAUUGGGAAUGUCUCCCCAUGAAUGUACAGCUCUAGUGAGAUGUGGGUAGGAUUCUUUGUGGGAAGGAUAUCCGAGCUCAUAAGCUGAAUCACAUAAAUCUCUGAGUUCUUUCUUUGUAUGCUCUAUUUUGCUUUUACUCUUUUGUUUUCUCUACUCUAUACCCCUUUUGUUAUGGAUUGAAUAACUGAAAAAAGAUUACGGCUGCGGUCUAAAUCCCUCUUCUCCAGCAACAGCAUUGUCUUCUCCAAUAGGAAGCAUUUGUUCUUCGAUUGGCAUAAAAUGAACACUGGUAUCCUAUCACAAUGGAAAGGGGUUAAAAUAUAGCUAUUUUGGUUAUUUCAGAAUUAUACUUCUCUCACCUAUUCAAAACUUGAACGGUAUUUCUGUUCUUUCACUUGCCAUCUAACAUCAGUUAGACGAUUUUGGACUAAAAUCAUUUUUGGGUUUGUUAGAAACACUAACAUCCUUGAAAGUUGAAACCUUUUAAGUUUUAAUUGGUGCUCAAUGCUCAUUGAACAAAUAAGUGUUGUCCUCCUCCUUCAGGUCAAGUUGUUUAGAGUGUAGUCUGAUGGGGCCCAAUUUGCAAAGCCAAAAGCCACCUCGAGGAAGACCUUCCAAAUGUACACUUAUUCAAAGCAUCUCAACCAAUGCUUGCUUCAUCUGUCCCAAACGGGCCCUUUGAUCAGAUGGAGGAGGAAAUAUCUGCGUUGCAUUAGUCAACCCUCAAAUGGGGUGGGUCCAAUCGGGGCGUCUGACCACUCUACCAGGUGCUUUGACGGAUGCAGACAUUUCUAAUUCGCGAAAAACUAUAUAGACUAUCCAACUGUCAAGGAUAUUUAAGUAAUUUUGGUCUAACUAAAGACAGCAACUAAUAAAAGGGUGAAGGUGAAGAAAGAGGGUGAGAGGAGAGAGAACAGAACGGGCGUGAUCCACAGACCCAAAAAAAAAAAAAAAAAAAUCUGAAAAUGGCGUCUCUAUCUUCCUCUCCUCUUGUUUCUAAUCCUCAAUGGAGAACCAAUUCUCGGAGUUGUAGAUUCUGCACUAGUCACUACUUCCUUAGAACCCCAUCUUCUGUAUUCCUCUCUUCUCGGAGGUGCCAAGGCCUGUCCCGGCCGAUCAUUACCUCCCAGCUCUGCACCCAAGAACUGGUGACCAUAGACAGGUCUGCUUUGGUUGUCGCCGAAGCUUUCUCCGAGGAGCAGCUCUGGGCUGCUGCUUGUCUCCGUGUUCGGUCAUUCAACGAAUUUCAGGAGUCUUACGGUGUCCAGGAUCAUAAGAGGUACUUGGCGGAGCGUGAGUUUGAAGCACUGAAGGAACGUAUUGCUGGGAAGAGGAUAGGAUUUAGAAGGGUUUCUUGUAUAAAUGCUACGCUUCCAUUAUCAGAAACAUCAAACUUUUCAGAUGAUCUGUGCUCUGCAUGUAAGUUUUCUGAAAAAGGAGAAAAUCGCAUUGUGGUGGGGACCCUUGAUCUUAACCAAUGUCUACGGCUUCCUGAGGAAAUCACUGGGAAGAAGCCAGAGGGUAUUGGAGCUGAUUUAACAAGGGCAUACCUCAGCAAUGUAUGUGUUGCCAAGGAGCUACAUAGAAAUGGUGUGGGCUAUGCAGUUGUUGCCAAAGCAAAGGAACUUUCCCAAGAAUGGGGUAUAACUGAUCUAUAUGUGCAUGUUGCCAUCGACAAUGAACCAGCAAGGAAACUGUACAUCAAGAGUGGUUUUGUAUAUGAAAAUGAUGAACCUGCUUGGCAAGCUAGGUUUCUGGAUCGGCCACGGCGGAUUCUGCUAUGGACUGCUAUCCCCUAGGCUGAGAAGUUGUAGUUCUGGGGUGAAGCCAAACUUCAACUGCACAUUUUUUUUUUCCUUUUCCAUUUGAAAGUGUAAAAUGUAUCCAUGAUCAUGACAUCAUGUUGACCACCACGAGAUUGUAUUCGACAUUUUAUCAAACAUAAUAUAUGUCAUCACCAUUGUUUGACUGAUUCCAAACUUC
Molecule: messenger RNA, 2379 nt
Organism: Nelumbo nucifera (sacred lotus)
Lineage: Eukaryota; Viridiplantae; Streptophyta; Magnoliopsida; Proteales; Nelumbonaceae
Product: Acyl-CoA N-acyltransferases (NAT) superfamily protein
Cellular component (GO): chloroplast
Molecular function (GO): acyltransferase activity, transferring groups other than amino-acyl groups
Source: RefSeq, a predicted model, not a curated record